CGUUUCUGUUAUAUAAAGGCUCCAAAUAAAGUCUAUAUUUCCGUUAGGACCAGCUCGAAUUUACCAAUCUCCCUGCGGCUUAUUUCCAGUUUAUUUAUGCAGUUGCUUUUUGUGAAUUAAAAUUAUAUACUUUCUGAGGCUAAUUGUAAGAUUAUGCCAGGAGACAGGAAGCCGAUAUGAGCUUCUGAUUGGUUAACUUAAAUCUCGCGAGGGGGUGACGUGACGCUAAAAAUAGCUCGUCAAUGAGUACUGAGUGACGUAACAAUGGGAAUUCCGGUUUUUAAAAGAGUUGUUGUAGAAACUACGCAUCACUAGAAACUGUGAGAAAUGUUCAUAGAUACCUGAAGUCAGAGAGAUGUGAUCAUGUAUCGCCUCACGACAGCCACCAUGCACUUUAACAUGGUCGCACUUCGAGCCACACAGAUACUCUUCUUGCUGACAAUAUGUAAAGCAGCAACUGCCGCCAUGUGGCUAUUUGCAGUUUUGCUGGGGAUCACUCUACCGGUACAUGGCGAAGAACAAUGCUCCUGGGGAAUAUAUGGCGAGAACUGCGACAGGGCCUGCCCCUUCAACUGUUACCCUGACCCACGGAGAAACCUCAGACACUGUCAGAAGUACACAGGGAUAUGUUCUGAGGGAUGUGUUCGUGGUUACCAUGGCGACCAGUGUAACAUAUCCUGCAGCGGAGGCUGUUUAAAUGAAACCUGCAAUAUCGGAGAUGGACAUUGUACGUUAGGUUGUAAAGAGACGUACAUCGGGGAUUUCUGCAAUGAGACUUCAGAUUUACCGGUACAUGAGCAAUGCUCCUGGGGAAUAUAUGGCGAGAACUGCGACAAGACCUGCCCCUCCAACUGUUACCCCGACCAACGGAAAAACCUCAUACACUGUCAGAAGGACACAGGGAAAUGUUCUGAGGGAUGUGUUCGUGGUUACCAUGGCGACCAGUGUAAUAUAUCCUGCAGCGGAGGCUGUUUAAAGGAAACCUGCAAUCCCGGAAACGGACAUUGUACGUUAGGUUGUAAACAGACCUACAAAGGGGGUUUCUGCAAUGAGACAUUAGAAACAGUGGUGACGACACAUACAACGUUACCAACAACAGAGGCGUCUCCCGUAGAGCCAGCGGCAGAUCUCGUUGUGAUUAUCGUUCCUAUCGUCGUCAUCAUCCUCUGUCUGGUCAUAGUGGCUGUGGUGGUCUGCAUGGUACGAAAACGGAGGAGGAGAAGAGAAGCCAACAUUGAGAGCAGGUUUCAAGAAGAAGUUCCCUUGAUGGACCAGAAUAGGGCAGAAACUGCCAAUCCAUUGGGUCCAAAUACAAACAAUACACGAGCCUUGUUUGUUGAGACUGAAAGCUUCGAGAAAGUGAGAGAAAUGUUAGAGAAGUUCCAUCACGUGACAAUCAGUGGAGCUCCUGGAGAAGGUAAAACAUCCAUGGCCCUGAUGCUGGGAGCUGAAUACAGGAAGCAGGGGUAUGAACUGGUACUGGUUGAGGAUCUCGAUAACGUAGAGCUGUCUGACUGGCAGGGUGAUGGCAAAGACGUAUGUCUGAUAUUUGAUGACAUAUUUCAGAAGGCUGGGCUAUAUGUCGACGUGCCCCGUCUUACACACAUCUUCUGUAUGAGCUGCAUCUGCACCUCACACAAUGUAAGAACAGGUCUGAAGGAAGAUAUGAGAGUUACCAUCAGGAGUCUUGGGAGGAAGGAAGGAGAGACAAUCAGUCAAACAUGUUUCUCAUAUUCACCUCAGAAUCCACCAUCCUAGAACGUGCAAUGUCGCAACUAAAAGGCCAGACAUUCAGGUUUUUCAACAGUUGUACAAUAGCAGACUUGACCAGAACAGAAUCGUUGUGCUACACAGACGAGGAGAAGAAUGAAAUGUUGUUGAAAUAUAAAUCCCAUUACAGAUACAAAGCAGAUGUCGAUUCGAUCGAACUUAGUGGAAAUGAUAAACAAACUAUUGGAUUUCCUCUUGUAUGCAAACUCUUGUCAAGUUAUGCUGCUUUUCAACAAAGCCAUGACACCUUCAUGAAGAAUCCUGUAGCUACUGUCAAACUUGAACUUCUUGAGGUUAUCCAUCGGCUUGAUGAUCGGUCAGCUGCUCUAAUCCUGGUGCUCCUGUGUGACGGGCAGCUGAACGUUGGUCAGCUGGAGACAGAAUCCGACCCAGCCCUAGAGACUCACCUCCAGGCAGUUCGGACUCUUGUGCCAACAUCAACCAACCAUAGUGUAGCUAAAGCUGUCAGGAGUCUUUGUGGUUCAUUGUUGACGGAAGGAAACAUAACAACAUUUUCCCAUUCUGUGAUUUAUGAUGUCUGUGUGUCUGUCUUAUACAGCACUGAACCUGAGUUUGUUCGUAGACAUUUCAGCAUCCAGUUUCUCAUGAAACAUGUGCAGGAUCAGCAAAGCGACAUGAUAAUUCCUGUCAAUGAACACCAGCUAAUCAUUCCUUUCUCAGACCCAUACAGUGGAACACUGGUGGACAGGAUGGUUGGCUCUCUUGUCUAUGAUGGAACUUUAAGCACAUACAUUAUGCACCCUAUAUGGAAAAGAGAGGAAAUAGUCAAGAAAUUACAUCAAAUGAUCAAAGAUACAGAUUCCCUGCCAAAUCAUGCCAGGCACAAUAUUUUCUGUUACGCCUGCUUCACUUGGAACAAAUCCAUUAUG
This is a messenger RNA of Haliotis rubra (blacklip abalone), 2660 nucleotides long. RefSeq lists its product as uncharacterized. NCBI's taxonomy places the organism in Eukaryota, Metazoa, Mollusca, Gastropoda, Lepetellida, Haliotidae. Gene Ontology annotation, molecular function: scavenger receptor activity. The transcript has 13 exons. The record is from RefSeq and is a predicted model, not a curated record. Bases 364 to 1758 code for a protein of 464 amino acids.